Saxophila tyrrhenica is the source of this 801-nucleotide messenger RNA. RefSeq lists its product as uncharacterized. The transcript is spliced from 2 exons. The record is from RefSeq and is a predicted model, not a curated record. The coding region runs from base 1 to 801 and encodes 266 amino acids. NCBI's taxonomy places the organism in Eukaryota, Fungi, Ascomycota, Dothideomycetes, Mycosphaerellales, Extremaceae. Gene Ontology annotation, molecular function: nucleoside triphosphate diphosphatase activity.
AUGGCGGACGAGAAGGCACCCCUAGAACCACCUCCGUCGUACGACGAUGCAGCACAGCCAACGCAGAACGCCAGUGGCCCGCCAGGUCCGCCCCGACCAAGGUUACCAUUGCCUCUGGAGCUGCCAGCGUUGAACAUGAUCAGAGGGAAGAGGGUCAUACUAGCCUCUGCAUCUCCUCGAAGAAGGCAGCUACUCGCGCAGAUUGGCCUUACAGACCUCGAGAUUAUACCUUCCACCGUUCCAGAAGACAAGAGCAAGUCGCUGGCACCCUUCGAGUAUGUCCUCGAGACGGCGCAGCAGAAAGCCUUGAAUGUAUACGAAGCGCAGAUCGAUUCACCGAAAGGCGAGCCCGCGUUAGUCCUGGCAGCCGAUACGGUCGUGAGCACGAGCAUGGGACAGAUUCUGGAGAAGCCGAGAAAUGAGAAGGAACAUAUGGCUAUGCUCAAGCUGCUUCGUGACGGUAAUGGCGGUUGGCACAAAGUCUACACUGCGGUUGUUGCCGUGGUGCCGCUGGAGUCGGCGAUGGACCCUGGAUAUGCCACUGAGACGCACGUGGAAGAGACGGACGUCAAGUUCGACUCGAGCGUGACGGACGAGCUGUUACUGUCGUAUGUGCGGACCAGAGAGGGUGCGGAUAAGGCUGGCGGAUAUGGCAUUCAAGGUGUCGGGUCGAUCUUAGUUGAGAAGAUCGAUGGGACCUUCGACAAUGUUGUUGGUCUGCCGAUGAGGGCGACACUGCAGGUCAUUGAGAAGGUGCUAGUGUCGCCUGAUGUGCCUGAGAUGGUCGAUCGGGUGCUUUAA